GCUAGCUCGCCCAGCUGACGCCGCGGCGUCCCAGAGACAGAAACCCAGAAGCAGGACGCUCAGUAUCGGACAGUUAAGCUGUACAUCUCCGCCUCCCGGGAUCCGUAACGUUUCCCUCGUGGCCAUAACGGAGAAGAUACAUUUUUCAUGUGUGCACUGGGGCGGGUUUCGACAUUUUAAUGGGAGGCGGCUCGCUUUGGACGGGUGGACAUUGCGGGCGCCAGUUGCGAAGAAGAACGCGGGGGUCCUGGCUACUACCUGUCGGGCUCAGAUGGAGUCUCUGGCCGGCUACGUGUACAAGGCAGCCAGCGAGGGCCGAGUCUUGACCCUGGCCGCGCUGCUGCACAACCACUCCGACGGGGAGAUCCGGUACCUGCUGAGCUACGUGACCCAGGUGGCCGGGCAGAGGUCCACUCCGCUGAUCAUCGCAGCCCGGAACGGACACGACAAGGUGGUCCGGCUGCUCGUGGACCACUACAAGGUGGACACCGAACAGACCGGCACGGUUCGCUUUGACGGCUACGUCAUCGACGGGGCCACGGCGCUGUGGUGUGCAGCGGGGGCGGGGCACUUUGAGGUGGUGCGCCUGCUGCUGAGUCACCGUGCCAACGUUAACCACACCACCAUCACUAACUCCACCCCGCUGCGGGCCGCCUGCUUCGACGGGCGACUGGACAUCGUCCACUACCUGGUGGAGCACAAAGCGGACAUCAGGAUCACCAACAAGUACAACAACACCUGCCUGAUGAUCGCCGCCUAUAAGGGCCACGCCGACGUGGUGAAGUUCCUGCUGGAGCAGGGCGCGGACCCAAACGCCAAGGCCCACUGCGGCGCCACCGCCCUGCACUUUGCGGCCGAGGCGGGCCACCUGGAGAUUGUGACGGAGCUGGUGCGCUGUCAGGCCGGCAUGGUGGUGAAUGGACACGGCAUGACGCCACUGAAGGUCGCGGCAGAAAGCUGCAAAGCAGACGUGGUGGAGCUGCUGCUGGCGCACGCCGACUGCGACCCGCGCAGCCGCAUCGAGGCCCUGGAGCUGCUGGGCGCAUCGUUCGCCAACGACCGGGAGAACUACGACAUCCAGAGGACGUACCACUACCUGCACAUGGCAAUGAUGGAGCGCUACCGCGACCCCGAAAGCAUCAUCGCCAAGGAGCUGCUGCCCGCCAUCGAGGCCUACGGGGGCCGCAGUGAAUGCCGCACGCUUAAAGACCUGGAGGCCAUCCAGGUGGACCGGGACGCUCUGCACAUGGAGGGGCUGAUGAUCCGGGAGCGCGUCCUGGGCUCGGACAACAUCGACGUGUCGCACCCCAUCAUCUAUCGCGGCGCCGUCUACGCUGACAACAUGGAGUUUGACCAGUGCAUCAAACUGUGGCUUCACGCGCUCCGUCUGCGGCAGAAAGGCAACCGGAACACGCACAAGGACCUGCUGCGCUUCGCCCAGGUCUUCUCGCAGAUGGUGCACCUGAAGGAGCAGGUUCUGGCCUCGGCCGUGGAGCAGGUGCUGAGCUGCAGCGUGCUGGAGAUCCAGCGGAGCAUGGCUCGAGUGGACGCGGCGGCAGAAUCGGAGCUGCCGCAGGCCCUGGACAACUACGAGUCGAACGUUUUCACCUUCCUGUAUCUGACCUGCAUCUCCACGAAGACCACCUGCCCCGACGAGGGGCGCGCCCGCAUCAACAAGCACAUCUACGACCUGAUUCAGCUGGACCCGCGCUCCCGCGAAGGCUCCUCACUGCUCCACCUCGCCAUCAGCUCCAGCACGCCGGUCGACGACUUCCACACCAACGACGUCUGCAGCUUCCCCAGCGCGCAGGUCACCAAGCUGCUGUUGGACUGCGGCGCGCUGGUCAACGCCGUCGACCACGAGGGCAACACGCCGCUGCACGUCAUCGUCCAGUACAACCGGCCCAUCAGCGACUUCCUCACGCUGCACGCCAUCAUCAUCAACCUGGUGGAGGCGGGCGCCCACACGGACAUGACCAACAAGCAGAAGAAGACGCCGCUGGACAAAAGCACCACCGGCGUGUCGGAGAUCCUGCUGAAGACGCAGAUGAAGAUGAGCCUCAAGUGCCUGGCGGCGCGCGCCGUCCGCCAGCACCAGAUCACGUACCGCAACCAGAUCCCCAAAACGCUGGAGGAGUUUGUGGAGUUCCACUGACGCGGACCCGAGAGGACGGACGCUUUGUUCUUUUUAAAGAAUUUCUUAUAAAUUUCUAACAAAUUCAAAACGCUGCUGAAGAUGACGCUUCAGCCCGGGACGCUCGCGAGCGUUUUUAUAAAGAAAGUGUUGCUUCUUUUCUAUUUUAAGUAUUAAUUGCUAAAUACCAGCAGCCAUAGACGGCCGUCUGUCUGUCUGCCUGUCUCUCUGCCUGCCUGUCUGUCUGUCUCUCUGUCUGUCUGUCUGUCUGCCUGCCUGUCUGCCUGUCUGCCUGUCUGUCUGUCUGUCUGUCUGUCUGGGGCUGUGGGAGCAGAGACGGCGCUGCUUCUUGUUUUGCCUUAUCUCCGUGACGGGGAGCCUCCAGUCUGCGUGAGAAGCGGAUGAAUGAGUGAUGUCUGCAGUUUUUUCCUUUUUGCCUGUUUCACUGAAACGGCACGAUGUGGCCCAAAGUAUGUGGACACCCCCUUCCACACUAUACAGCGAAGCGUCGACCUGACGUUAGAGCGGCGCCUCAACAGUUCGGUGGACGACGCGUCUUUUAAACGUCUUGUUUUGUCACUUUAAUUUGAUAUUAACAGAGAAAAGCAGCAAAUCUCCAUAUUUGAGGCUGAAAACUGACAUUUCAACUUGAAACAUUACUUUAAGCGUUUUAUUCUGGCCGACAGAUAGAAGUGUUGCAGCCGCAGCGACGAGGUCACUGGGAUUCAACACUGCUUAAAAAAACUGUUAGAAAUGUUAUGAAUUUUUAAAACUCGUCUUUCACAAGACAGAAGAUUAUCAGAGAAUAGUAAGUGAUCGAUAUCAUUUAGUGUUUGAUUCCUUAUCCUGUCGAUCAUCUCGUUUCUGUUGGAACAUAAAGAAGCACAGAAACUAAGAUUCAGCCGCCCGCUGGGGCGGAGUGGAGGUUCUGCUGCGACCUUCAGGCGUCCACAUACUUUUGGCCACGUAGUGCAUGUUUUCUAGUGGUUAGAAACACCAAUACUCCCCGACUCUGCAGACACUUGUGCAUGAGCUUUUAUUUUGAAAGUGUGAAGACACAAGCACAGAAGUUCUGAAUGUUCUCGCUUUAAGUUGAAAUGAUUGUUGUUGAGCGUGAAGCUGCCGGCGUCUCGUCGUCCUGAAGUCGAUCAUGUGCUGCGGCACGUUUACCAGGUGAAAAUGGGACGGUCUGUUAUUUCUAUGAAUGAAUCUCUUGUUUUAGUUUCUGUUCACUUUGAUUUCUUAUUUAUUUGGCGGCUGGUCGCGCAGCUGCCUUCGUGUCCCGUUUGGAUUUCUGAUUUGUUUAAGAAGGAACCUCCUGAUGGUUGUUGGUUCUGAGUGUUUGGAGCGUCGGGCGUAUUAAGGGAUGAGUCGUUUGGUUUAUAAAAUGUCUCUCAGCGUUUCCCCAGAGGGAACAUUUAAUAAUCCAUCUUCGCUCUGCUGUUUGUCCCUCGUGCAUUUGUACCGCCAACCUUUCCCAAAAUAUUAAUCACUCGUCAUCUUUUAAAACCCAGAAAGGAAAAAGUCAGGACAGGAAGUAUAGAUGCAUUCUUCUUCUUCUUCUGCUAAACUAAAUCUGAGAGUGGAAGGUGACAGUGAUCUGAAUGAUGUGCUGAGGUUUGAAAGAUGGCGGCUAAAGUAAAGUGUGGAAUAACCUUCAUUAUUAACAUUAUUCCUUUAAAUGAUCCGACAGUUUGCACGCUGAGAUUCUGUCUUCAGUGAUCGUACAGACUGAAGUUUGGACUUCAUCCCUUACAAUUGAGACAUGUUCCUGCAGAUUGAAGGAUUAAAGCUCCUCUGAGGGCUCAUUAAGCUCCACCAGCCUCCGUCUUUACAAAGCCCUUUAAAAGCCGCCGCAGUCGAGCCGGAAACAAACGCGUUUGCUUGAUCUUCCCUCCUGAACGUGUGCUUCUGUACAGCCGCUCCAUUAGCUCUGCAAUGAACAUCAGCUGCACCACCUUUUCACAUCCACAAGGGAGGAAUUAAUGAGCUGCUGCACUCACAUCCUGCACAUCCUACACAUCCAACACAUCCAACACAUCCAGCACAUCCAACACAUCCAACACAUCCAACACAUCCUGCACAUCCAACACAUCCUGCACAUCCAACACAUCCAACACAUCC
Messenger RNA from Cottoperca gobio, 4258 nucleotides. RefSeq names its product fem-1 homolog b (gene fem1b). The transcript has 2 exons. Gene Ontology annotation, molecular function: protein binding. The record is from RefSeq and is a predicted model, not a curated record. NCBI's taxonomy places the organism in Eukaryota, Metazoa, Chordata, Actinopteri, Perciformes, Bovichtidae. The coding region runs from base 272 to 2155 and encodes 627 amino acids.